UUAAUUAUGCAGUGGCCAUCAUCAUCUACUCUGUUCUGUCUUUUCGAUUUCGACAACACUCGAGUUUGUGUCUUUUUCUCAGCCGCGACUCCUCUCUGUCUCCGCGACUCCUCUCUGUCUCCACGGCUCUAUAACCUCCCUCCCGAUCAAGAGUUACAUUUUCUCCGUCUUUUAUUUUUGUAGAUGGAAGAGAGUGAUGCUGUUCCAAAACCAGUUGUUGUCGACCCUCCAUUGUACGACGAAGCUCCUCCAUCGACUACUCAGCGCCGGCUGGUGGUGAACGCCGCCGAUGUGGCUCCCCCGGGAGAAAAUCAUCUCAUUCAGCGGAUUCAAAGAGCUCUUGUGGAACUGCGUGAGUUGAGAAAUCAGUUUAAUGCCAUUCUUAGAGAAUUAGAAAUCGAAGUGGGAGAAGAAGAAGAGCAAGCGGAAUCAUCAGUGGAGGAUCCAGAGGACUCUGAUUCUUAGUUUUUUUUUUCUUUCUCUCUUGUCUAAAGAAUUCUUAGUUUGUUUAUUAGACAUGUUUUGGUUACUCAUUCCAAGUACCUAUUCAAUCGUGAUUUCUUUGAAGUGAAUUAGCUUUGUUACUCUA
Messenger RNA from Capsella rubella, 589 nucleotides. RefSeq lists its product as uncharacterized. The coding region runs from base 184 to 465 and encodes 93 amino acids. NCBI's taxonomy places the organism in Eukaryota, Viridiplantae, Streptophyta, Magnoliopsida, Brassicales, Brassicaceae. The record is from RefSeq and is a predicted model, not a curated record. The transcript has 3 exons.